ACAAGUUACCGACGAGGUAUCAAACAGAACUCAUAGUUCGAUCCAAAAGAACAGAAGUUAACUGCAAGUUAUUUCGUCUUCUUCUGGAUAAUUUCAACUAGCAUCAUGCUACCAACGACCGCUUUUGUUGCGUCCAUUCUACUGGUGGUUGGGGCAGCUAAUGUGCCACGCUUAGUACUAGACGAUUCGUACGUCAAUCGUGUAGUUGGUGGUGAAGAAGCGAAGAAUGGAUCUGCACCAUAUCAGGUGUCGCUGCAAGUGUCUGGCUGGGGUCACAACUGUGGUGGAUCACUACUGAACGAUCGAUGGGUUCUAACCGCAGCUCACUGUCUUGUCGGGACUGAUCCCAGCGAACUUUUAGUGCUUGUCGGUACAAACAGUCUGAAGGAGGGAGGUGAGCUACUGAAGGCAGACAAGCUGCUGUACCACAGUCGCUAUAACCGUCCUCAGUUCCACAACGACAUUGGCCUGGUGCGUCUGGAGAAGCCGGUGAAGUUUUCCGAGCUCGUGCAAAGCGUCGAAUAUUCGGAAAAGGCUGUUCCCGUCAAUGCUACGGUACGAUUGACUGGUUGGGGUCGCACUAGCACCAAUGGCCCAGUACCUACGAUGCUACAAAGUCUGAAUGUCGUCACACUGUCGAACGCAGACUGCAAGGCUAAGACGGGUAAUCCUUCAAAUGUUGAUGUUGGACACGUCUGCACCUUGACCAAGGCUGGCGAAGGAGCAUGCAAUGGAGACUCUGGCGGUCCACUGGUGUAUGAGGGAAAGCUUGUGGGAGUUGUAAACUUUGGCGUUCCUUGCGGUCGAGGAUAUCCGGAUGGGUUCGCACGGGUAUCGUAUUACCACGAAUGGGUUCGUACAACUAUGGCCAACAACUCCUAAUCUGAAGCUGUCGACAACUUGAAACCUCAACUGAAUGAUGAAUAAAACCAUUGCUAAUUAAUAUUA
Molecule: messenger RNA, 948 nt
Organism: Anopheles funestus (African malaria mosquito)
Lineage: Eukaryota; Metazoa; Arthropoda; Insecta; Diptera; Culicidae
Product: chymotrypsin-2
Exons: 3
Coding region: 106-882 (258 amino acids)
Biological process (GO): proteolysis
Molecular function (GO): serine-type endopeptidase activity
Source: RefSeq, a predicted model, not a curated record